Molecule: messenger RNA, 2472 nt
Organism: Arxiozyma heterogenica
Lineage: Eukaryota; Fungi; Ascomycota; Saccharomycetes; Saccharomycetales; Saccharomycetaceae
Gene: CWH41
Product: mannosyl-oligosaccharide glucosidase
Exons: 1
Coding region: 1-2472 (823 amino acids)
Biological process (GO): protein N-linked glycosylation; oligosaccharide metabolic process
Cellular component (GO): endoplasmic reticulum membrane
Molecular function (GO): Glc3Man9GlcNAc2 oligosaccharide glucosidase activity
Source: RefSeq, a predicted model, not a curated record
AUGCUUAAAUCAAUCCCUUAUAUAGUAGGCACUUUAAUUUUACUGGUAUCUAUUGUUAGAUCGAAUUUGAAUAGUACAUUGGUGGAUCUUGCCAGUGAAUCCUUACUGUGGGCACCAUAUCGUUCACAAUGCUAUUUUGGUAUCAGACCUCGUUAUAUAAACGAUACUCCUUUUAUUAUGGGUCUUAUGUGGUUUGAUAUAAAUAGAGUAGAUGCAAUGCCUAAUUUAAGACACCAGGUUGAUAUGAAUGAUAAGUUAGAAAAGUUUAGCUGGAUAGUCUAUGAUCCAAGAAUUGGUGGGACUGAAUCCAUUAUUGAUUACGAAAAUAAUGUAAAUUUGACGGUUAACUUUGUAAAAAGUCACGAUGGAAAGAACUGGGUAACAAGAAUCUCUGGGCAGUCACUUGAUCCUGAAAAGAAUAGUGCUAUUUCUAUUAUUACAUAUAUGAAUCAGAAUGUUGGUAGUGGUAACACAGGAUCUGCUAAACCAUAUUUAAAAUUGAUUGAUGUUUCAAAGGAUAAAAAUUUGGUAUUUGAAGGAUAUUCUUCUGAAUUAAGCAAAUAUUCAGUUACUUUUAGAGAUAAUUAUGGUAAUUAUUUUAGAAAUAAUAGUCUCUCAAAUAUGGAAAUCUUGCCCGGAUCUGACUGCACUAAAACAAGUCAUGUUUCACUGACAGUCCCUGAUGCAGAAGUAUGGAAAGCAAAGGAUAUCUUUCAAACACUGUUGUCUGACUCUAUCAAGAAUAUCAUUGAAAUAAAAGGUGAAAAUAUAGAUACAGCAUAUGCACCAAGUAUGUUAACUUUAAGAAAUAUCUACAAUUUCCCACCUGGGAAUUUCCAUUUUAUACAAAAAACUUUUGCCUGUGAUUUUAAUAAUAGUUUUCAAUUUGAUAUAGUAUACAACAAUAUGAAGGAUAAGAAAGAAAAUAUUUUAAAUAGAAAAGAUGUAACUAGAUUGAUUAAUGUUGCUAUUGAUGAUAUUAAUGCUAAAUUUGAUCAACAGUUUGCAAUUGGAGAGAGUGAAGGAGAAGAAAAGAGGUCGUUUGCCUUAGAAAUAUUAUCAAAUCUUUUAGGUGGUAUUGGAUAUUUUCACGGUAACCAACUCAUUGAUAGAACAACCAAAUUUAAUGAAGAUCAAUUUGAUCAGAUUAAAUUAGUUAAUGGACAAGAAGAAGGACCUUUUGAUUUAUUUACUAGUGUUCCAAGCCGUGCAUUUUUUCCCCGUGGAUUUUAUUGGGAUGAAGGUUUUCAUUUGUUACAAAUUAUGGAAUAUGAUUUUGACUUGGCAUUUGAAAUAAUAAUUAGUUGGAUUAAUAUGAUUGAUGAGGAUGGUUGGAUUGCAAGAGAGGUUAUCCUAGGCCUAGAGGCUAGAAGUAGAGUGCCUGCUGAGUUUCAGGUGCAAAGCCCACACAUUGCAAAUCCACCGACUUUAUUAUUAGCACUAAGUGAAAUGAUAUCAAAAGUCCUUGCUAAUCAAGAUGGAUUGAAUUCAAAUAUAAAUAAGGAUAUAGAUCGUUUUUUGGUGAAUAGAGAUAGAGAACAAUUGAAGUAUUCAUUGGAUUUGAUUACUAAGUAUGUAUCAGAUAUUUACCCCAAGUUGAAAAAACAUUUCGAAUGGUUUAGGAGGACACAAAGGGGAUUAAUUGAGGAAUAUUGUGAGUUAUUAGAAGAAGACCCGGUGUGGGAUAAAUUACAUAAGGAUGACUUUUAUAAAUGGGUUGGUCGUACCGUUAAACAUUGUCUACCAAGUGGGUUAGAUGAUUAUCCAAGAGCGCAACCACCAGACAUUGCUGAAUUGAAUGUUGAUACACUUACUUGGGUUGGAGUCAUGGCAAGAUCUAUGAAAUUAAUUGCUAAAGUUUUAAACAAGAAAAAAGAUGAAAUGGCUUUCGCUAGGAUAGAGCAGAAUGUCAUGGAAAAUUUAGAAAAUCUACAUUGGAGUGAAGAUUAUGGUUGUUACUGUGAUAUUUCUAUACAAGAAAAUGAAGAGGCAGAUGAAGAAGAAAUAGUUCAUAUAUGUCAUGAAGGUUAUGUUUCACUAUUACCAUUUGGCCUUAAGAUGAUUCCUCGUGACUCAUCCCAUUUAGAUAAAGUGGUGAGAUUGAUGGCAGAUAAGGAUAAAUUGUUUUCUCCAUAUGGUUUAUUAUCAUUAUCUAAGAGUGAUGAGUAUUUUGGUACAGAUGAGAAUUAUUGGCGUGGUAAAAUCUGGCUGAAUAUCAAUUAUCUAUGUUUAGAUGCCAUCAAUCAUUAUUUCCCAGGAAUUUCUUCAAAGACCUCGGAAAUGGACAGCACCUUUGCACUUGCUAAACAAUUAUUUACAGAUUUAAGGCAUAAUCUCAUAGAUAAUGUCUAUAAAGUUUGGAGGAAUACUGGAUUUGUUUUUGAAAAUUAUAGUCCGCUUGAUGGGGCAGGAGCUGGUGCUAAACAAUUCACUGGGUGGACCAGUUUAAUAGUAAACAUCCUUGGAUUUUAG